AUGGAAGAACAAGGUGCAGUAUGGGCUCCUGGCCUCCCCGUGCAAGAAUCUGAGUUCACUGACAUAACUGGUAGCUGCCUGCAAACAUCUUCCCCUAGCUCUAGCAGAGGCGGGCAGCUGAUUGCGCAUGCAGCGGCCACAUCACAUAGUGAUCCCAUUGACAAAGCAGCACAGGAGCUUGAGGUUGAUUUCCACAACAUGCAAAUGACGAUCCAUAACUCGAAUCACGUGAAUCCAAUCCAUGUGUUGGAGGAAGUAGCGAGCGAGUUCAAGGCUGAUAUCGACAUGAUGAAAACGAAGAUCCAUAGGUACCCUGCAAGCAUUCGAGCUCUAGGUGAACUGUACACCGUCCCCACGACGGUGGCCGUCGGCCCUUACCACCACGGCCAGCACCACCUCAAGGCGGCGGAGAAGGUGAAGCAUGUGGCUGCCUACCACUGCAUCAGAGAAUCGGGCUGCUCGGUGCAGGAAAUGUAUGAUGCGGUCGUAGCCGUUGCGGACGAUGCCCGCCGCCUCUACGACAAGGAUGUGAUGGCAGGUAUUCACUAUGACGACUUCCGACACAUGAUGUUCUUUGAUGCUUGCUUCUUGGUGCAGUACAUGCUUCUGCAUACUAGCGCUCGCGUAGAUCCGUCACUGCGCAGUUUCUUUGGCUCUAACGCCAACAACAUCUUUCAUGAUACUAUGCUGCUUGAGAACCAGCUCCCGUGGCAGGUGGUCGAGGCCGUCAUGAGGUUCAGAAACGUAUCCUUGAGGGAAUUCGUUGGUUCCUUGAGAGGCUGGCUGCUAGAGCGAAGAGAUCCCGACCAAAAGCGUUUUGCCUCUGACGAUGACAACUACAAACCACCGCAUCUCCUUGGCCUCCUCCGGUUCUGCACCGUAGGAAGAAACACCAGAAAGCUGCCCCCAAUACCCCAAACCGAGUCGAUACCAUUUUCUGCUAGUGCUGUCGAGCUUGCCGAGAUCGGUGUCACUCUCACGCCCGGAAAAACGACAGAGCUUAUUCGCAUGCGCAUGAAGAAGAAAUGGACCCUCUUCACCAAGCUCUCCCUGGCGCCACUAACACUGGACAAUGUACGUGCAAGCUGCCUUGUCAACAUGGCGGCACUCGAGACGUGCUCCGUCCAAAGUUUCUCAGGGGCUCCGGAUGAAGACUCUGCUGUGUGCUCGUACCUCCUCCUCCUCUCAACGCUGGUGCAGAAGAAGGAGGACGUGGUUGAGCUGCGGCAAAAGCGCAUCCUGCAGGGCCGAGGAGGACUACUAACCAACAACGACGACGCGCUCAACUUCUUCACGAGCCUUCAGAACCUGCGCCUUGGAUCCUGCUAUGUCCGGAUCAUGGAAGCUGUUGAGGAUUACAAGAUCCACAAGCAGAGGCGGGACAAGGUGAAGGCGUUUGUCUACAAGAACAUGAAAAUCAUCAUUGCGGUCAUCACCACCAUUGCUGCAGUUGUCAGUAUCUUAGGGACGCUCAUGCCUAGGCUCAAGUCCCGCUGA
Molecule: messenger RNA, 1497 nt
Organism: Panicum hallii
Lineage: Eukaryota; Viridiplantae; Streptophyta; Magnoliopsida; Poales; Poaceae
Product: UPF0481 protein At3g47200-like
Exons: 1
Coding region: 1-1497 (498 amino acids)
Source: RefSeq, a predicted model, not a curated record